CUCUCUCUCUCUCUCUCUCUCUCUCUCUCGCCAGAAUACAGAGGCGCUUUUCAGAGUAUCAGACCAGCUCGGUGGAAACCAUGUCUUUGAACACUAUGAAGAAGAGAUUAUUUAAAUAAACGUUAAAAAGCCCCCUGACUGGAACACGUCUGUUUGAAGUUCACUCCAUUAUACUCAAGUGAAACACGCGAGGAUGCGCGCGGCAGUCGGAAUCCUUUGUGCUUUGAUUUCCCUGGUCUCGUUCAGCCAUGGCGCGAGAGUUGUGAGUGGUCAGACAGUGUGUCAGGGGAGUGCUGAGGAGCCGUGCUAUAAGAUUGCUUACUUCAGGGACGUUUCGAGUCGUGUUGCAUUCUGGGAAGCUCAGGAUGCGUGUGAGAUGGACGGCGGUUCAUUGCUGAGCAUUGAGAACACAGCAGAGCAGAAGCACAUCGAACAUCUUCUGCGGGAACUCAGCAUCUCCACUUCCACCGGUGCUUCCAGCGGGUCGGGCAUCACAGACGGGGACUUCUGGAUCGGGUUGACACGUGUGGAGGGCGACACCGCACAGGAACCUAGCAGCUUUGUCUCGUGUCCCAAUCUGUACAGGUGGACAGAUGGAGGUUUCUCACAGUUUAGAAACUGGUAUGCUGAUGAACCAUCCUGUGGAGGAGAAGCUUGUGUGGUCAUGUAUCACCAGCCUGCAGCUCUCGCUGGGCCUGAUGGGCCGUAUCUUUACCAGUGGAAUGAUGACAGGUGCAAUAUGAAGCAUAAUUUCAUCUGCAAGUAUGAACCAGAAAGUUACCUGGUAAAAGUGCAGAACGACACGCCUGAAGGGCCUGAUGUUGAAGAACAAGAGGAGAGGAGAACAUCUCCUGUCGAUCAGGAUGAGAACCCCCGAUUCAUAAUGCCAGGGCACUCAAGUAUGUUGCUAAUCUAUGUGAUGAUCCCUACCAUCCCUCUCCUCUUGCUGAUUCUGGUGGCUUCGGGAACGUGCUGUUUCCAGAUGUUGAGCAAGAGUAAACCACGGACCACAACGCACGUUAACCAAUCAACUCUCUGGAUCUCCAAGACGCCAAAGAUAGACAGUGGCAUGGAGGUUUAAAGAAUCAAACAGCUCCCUUUUUCUGGCUUUGCCAUCUAUGUCGCUUGAUCAGCAACAUGUUUGCCUGCUGGUUAGUUUAGUGUGUGAUUUAUUAAUACUAGCUAAAAUGUGUAGCACCGGCAGAGCAGUUACACACAUAUUGCAUUUCUGUACAAACACAGUGAGCAAUUAAAUUACUGUAAUUAAAGCAAGUACAAGUGGGAACCACAUAAAAAGAGGAAAAAAGAGUUCCUUUUGACAGUGAAUAGGGUCACAUGAACUGAAGCUAGUGACACAGUAAAGAAAUUAAACACUUAAAGAGCAUAAACAGAUGGCCUCAAAAAAUGUAUGCCUCAUUCAAUAAAUGAGAGGCUUAUUUAAUCUCAAAGAUUUCUCAUGCAUUGCCAAUGAUGGUUCACUAUUGAUUAUUUAGUAGCAUAUAGGAUUUCUUUUGAAACAUAUGCGAUCGUUCUUUAAAUGACCAGAAUCAUUGGCUAAUAUAAUGGCUGUUUUGUUCUGUAGCUUAUGAGGAUGUUGUCAUAAAGAAAAAAGAAGAAUUUGUAAAAAAUGUACAUAUUUUUUGUAUGAUGUGACUGUGAAGCUGCUUUAAGCUGCCACUGUUACAUAUGCAGUUUUUUGCGUGUGAAUAUUUGAUCUCCUUUUAAAGUACUCCUUAUAGAAAACAUCAAUGCUAAAAAGUAUUAAACUGGUUUGCAUCAUAUUGUAUCAGAUACCAAAAUUUGUCAGACGUCUUGUUCUACAGGAAGUUGUGUUUCUGUGAGAAUGGGUGAUAUUGUGCGUUUGAAUUUAAAAUGUGUUGUUAAUACUUUUUUAUAUUUUUGCGACAGGAAUUAGACGUGUACAAAUGGAUUCGAUUUAAUUGUGAAGAUGUUUUGGUAUGUUUUUAUGGCUCUAUAAUCAUGCCAUUUCUUUGUAAAUAAUAAUAAUAAUAAUCAAUGCUUAAUCACAAGCAAAAACAAGAACUGAAAUCUUUUGAGUUAAUUGGAUUUAUUUUGAAAUCUGUUUUGUGAUUCAUCACGGACCAAAAUGUAGGUUCUUAUCAAUAAACAACUCUUAAUGUGAUUAACAGAUA
This is a messenger RNA of Carassius auratus (goldfish), 2153 nucleotides long. Its product is annotated as chondrolectin-like. The transcript has 7 exons. Lineage: Eukaryota; Metazoa; Chordata; Actinopteri; Cypriniformes; Cyprinidae. The coding region runs from base 194 to 1081 and encodes 295 amino acids. Gene Ontology annotation, biological process: positive regulation of axonogenesis. Gene Ontology annotation, cellular component: cytoplasm. The record is from RefSeq and is a predicted model, not a curated record.